Molecule: messenger RNA, 2652 nt
Organism: Rotaria sp. Silwood2
Lineage: Eukaryota; Metazoa; Rotifera; Eurotatoria; Philodinida; Philodinidae
Source: the annotation of a GenBank genome assembly
AUGAAUUUACAUCGAAGCACAAGAAAACUGAAACAACCGUCAAAUGAUGACUAUGUUCUUCCAAAAAAGGCAUCACAUCGUUAUGGUAGAUCCAUGUCUGAAAGCAAUAAUCAACCUACUGGUAAUCAAAUAAAUGGAUUUCAAUUCACACAAUGUGUCGCCACCAAAUCAUCUCAUAGUGGUGGAAUUAAAGGUUCUACCACGAAUCCGAUCAUGCAAGUGCCAAAUAUUGAUCGAUCGACAAAACCUGUUCACAGUAGACGUAAGUACUUUUAUGGGAGUUCUACUGAGUAGCACCAAAUGUGGGUAUACAGUGAAAAACUAGAGAACUUAAAUCAUUGAUUAUGAACUUUUAUUCUCGUCAUUUCAAAUGGCCAAGUACUAAGCUUAUACAUAAACCAAGAAAACAUAUUACAUAUAUUACGAUGGACGUUUCUUUGACUUGUUGAACUGUAAGAUUUAAUUACCAACAAAAUAUGAAUAAACUUCCAAGAUUCCGAUCAAAAUAAGAUAUUCGAAUAGAUUAUCAAAGUAGAUAUAUUUACUCACGAGAUCGUACACACCUUGUAACGUAUUCUAGUAUUUCUACAAAACGCCGUAGCACAGAAAACUAUUCUUGGAAUUUGUUCUCGUAUUCUAUUAGACAUCAUGAGAUUGCACAUGACUAUGUCGAUAUCAGAUUAAAAGCUAAAUCUUUUUUUUUUGUGUAGCGAUCCAAAUAGAAACGUUGCCGGUAGAUAAUCAUCAUGAUCAAAAAGAACAUUUGACUUCAGUAUGUAACAACACUACUUCCCAAAGCGUAACCACACACAGCUUAUCACUGGUAUAUAUCUAUAUUGGUUGUAUUGUUUGAAAAAAAACAGUUCUCUAUUUACUCUAGAAUAAAUACAAUGACUCAAAACAAAAUUAUUCCCCUACUGCCGAAAAACAAGUAUCGUGCAUCAAAGGUGUUUGUGGUUUGCGAAACAUUGGCAAUAGUUGCUACAUGAAUAGUGCAUUGCAGUGCCUCAACAGUAUACCAGCGUUUGUGAACUUUUUCCAGAGCUAUUCUAAUUAUGAAAAGAAUGAUCACCAUCUUGUGCAAGCGUAUUCCAGUUUGGUUAAAAUGAUGUGGUCCGGAAAUGAUAUAUGUGCGGCUGCUGAUGGUGUGAAAAAAGAAUUAUGUCGGUUUACGAGAACUUUCUCUGAUUAUGCGCAACACGAUGCACACGAAUUUAUGAUUACCCUUAUCGAUGCUUUACACGACGAGUUAUCGAAUGGAUCAUCAUCGUCAAUCAUUACUGAUCAAUUGCAUAUUAAUAUGAAAUCGACAGUCGAAUGUCUUACUUGCCACGUAAGUCAAACGGGAGAUGAAUCAAUCAAGUUCCUGUCAUUACCAUUGCCUGAUCAUACGAAAGUGUCAGUCACUCUGUCCAGUCUGUUGGAUUCAUUUGAGAAAGCAGAAGAUCUUGACGGGGAGAUCUAUUGUGAUGUAUGUCCUGCAAUCGCCAAGGGUCGACAGCGAAGUACUUUACAUGCUCCUUUACCCCCUAUUAUCAUUGUUCAAUUGAAGCGGUUCCCUUUUGAUGGAACAAGUCGAAAAGUGGACACAUUGAUAGACUAUCCUUACAUCGACUUUGACUUUGAAAGACGAGGACAGAAAGACAAUGAACAUCUUUAUGAUUUAAUCGCUAUUUCGAUGCAUUCGGGUUCUCUUGAUUUUGGUCAUUAUACAGCAUUUGCAUGGCACAAUCCGACUCACAAAUGGUACUACUUCAAUGAUCGAUACUACGAAGUUAUUGACAAUGUGAACAAAUUUCUUAUCAAACGAGAGGCUUAUUUACUGAUUUAUGCAAAGAAAAGCGUUUUAAAGCAAUAUUAAUAAAAUUGGUUAAAUAAUCAAUCAUAUUUCUCUACAAUACGAGCAUGAUCUUAUACAUCCAUUGACAAAGAGUCAAUAAAAAAGCUUUGUAUAUACAUAGAUAACACGCCUAUUUUUGUUGACUAUAACUUUAUUAUAAUUUUAGCCAUUUUUACAUUGUAUGCAAAUCACAUCGGUACAAUAUAUACAUAAAAGAAAAUUCAGAACGUAAUCAAAAAGUAAACAUCCAUUCAACUACAGAGAAUCAUUGUAUGUUUCAUUUUCGACGAAUUCUAUCAUAUCUAAUAAUUCCGUAUUGUAAACUUCUUGAUCAGCCUACAUCAAGUACUAAAAUAAAUAAGGAAAUAUUUCCAUGAGGAACAAACAAUAUAUGACAAAACAAAUACAAUUUUAAUAUAUAGAAGAUAAGAGAUUAAAUUCAAAGCAUCACACGACUGAUUCCGUCCUUGCUUAAGGGACCAUACGGGGCACGUUGAGAAUUAAUUAUUACAUAGCAGAAUCAAAAUUUGUUCAGAUAAACUGAAAAAUUAAGACUCAAAACGUAAUAAUUCCUAUCAAAUAUUUUCAAUAAAAUAGAAGACAAGAGAUUAAAUUCAGAGCAUCACACGAGGUUUCGGCCUUGCUGAAGAGAAUAUAUAAUAGAUAAAAAGAGAUUAAAAGCACCACAAGAUAGCGAUUUUGAUCUUGCUUAAGGAUCAUUAUCAGGUAAAUUCGGUCAUCUAAUAUUUAAAUAUUUAUAAAUAUAAAGUUGAAAUUCAAAGCAUCACACGACGUUUCGUCCUUGCUUAAGU